AUGGCCGGAGGGAGCGCGGCUCGAGCGAACAGGCAGAAGAAAGGGAAGAGAAAUGCUAAUGGAAAGAGAGGCAAUAAGGAUCGUAAGACUGGAGACCGGAGAGGUGGCAAAGAUGUCGAGCGUCGGGGAGGUGGUUUUCGAGGUGUCGAGCUGGUUUGGAAUCCCGUCACUGGGGAGGUAGUAGAAAUAGGGAAGAAGCAAAGUGCAAUCUUGAAAGAAAAAGAGAAACGUCAAAUGGCUCGAAAAUGGCAGCAAGCAACGAAGUCCAAAAAGGAGGAGUUGCCACGACUCCAUUUGACCCGCCCCGUAUUUAAAAGGUUGGCCACUAUCCUAUCAAAUUAUCAUGAGGCACAGAAAGUCCUAAGACAAGUGGAGGAAGGCGAUGACGAUGAUUACGAGGAAGAUGAUGAGCAGGAUAUCGACCCUGGAAUGGAAGAGUUGAUAAGGGAUAUCAAUGGUCCGCGUUUCUACCACGACGAGAACAAGUACAACGGAGAGUCGGACGAGGAGGAUUUUCAAAGCGAUGGGAGUAGUGAACAAUCUUCUUUAGAGGAUGGGGAAGAUGCUGAGACAAAUGAUAGUGAAGACGACGUCGAUGAAGGAUUUGAUUACAGUGAUGAUGAAAGCUCCACAGGCGAAACCACCACUGAAGACGUAGGUAGUGGGUUCGAAGGCACAGCGACGCAGCAUCGUAUGAUAAUCAAUGCCCCCACCAAAUUGACAAGGCCUCCACCGUCAGUUGGCGGGCGAGAACACGACUCCAUGGAACUGCCUUUUUCCGAUACAUCUGUGCACGCCGACAGCAUUAGUCGAGCAUGGCUGGAGUCACUUGGAUUUACAACUCGACACGCAGUCGUUGCGCUACAACGCUGUAACAAUGAUCAACUCGCUGCUUUGUCAUACCUAUAUUCGCAGGUUGUCGAUUCGGAGUUCGUGCUAUCCAGUGACUGCGUGGCCACUGACCCCGAGUUCGCGGAUGAAGCAAACGCCCUGCGGGAGCAGGAAUGCAAAGAAUUAGAAAGCGUGUAUGGGAAAAGCUUCACUCGUUAUACCAGACGAGAUGGUACCCUCGUGUGGCAGAUUACCGGAAUAGAGGUAGAGGUUCCAGGGCUCACCCAAUCGGCGCUCCAUCUUGCGCUGCAGUUGCAUCAUCCCAAAAAUACAAUGUAUCCCUUUCAAGCCCCGGUUGUUGUGCUAGACUGUAGCAAUAAACCGGAGGGAAUCCAAGCAGGACUCCUGUCGCUUGCGAUUUCGCUGCAAAUGAGAGCCAGGGACCAUCUGGGUGAAACAGUGAUGGAUAUGUUGGCAUCCGCCCUUCAGACGAACGAGGCACAGGAGUCACUGAUAGCGCCAUCUGUACGCAUACGCAAUAUCGUAGCACCAGGCUGGGAUGCUACUGGAAGAAGUGAGCAAAAACGUGUUCUCGUGAUUAAGGGGCACAGAGAAAAGGAGAAGGAGAAAAUUACUCAGGGUCCCAAGAUUCGGUUGCAUAAAGGUCCUAGAGGCGGUGUGCCGACUAUGGACAUGAUUAGACGUGCCCAAGAAGUGGCAAUAUGUUUGAAGGAGGAUCAAGGAACUGCGAAUCUUGUUACCGGCAUUGUUGGCAAAGUGUUGACGCGCGGUGAUCAUCCCCGGGGGAUAAAGGUUCAGCUCACAGAUGGUCGAGUGGGUCGUGUACAGGCACUAGUCGAAAGGUGCAUAACUGUCGAACCGAGACCGCAAAAUUCGAAAGAUGCGCCCAUCCUUUCUACUCGUUCUGCUGCUCGAGACAUGACAACUCCAAACCGUAGCGGACCGCCGAAGGCACCAGAUCAGUCAGAGCUAAUAGCUCCUCUGCAGCAAAUGCGGAUCAAUCCCUCAGUUGUUCAGAAACCAAUGGAUUCAAGCUCUAUGCCGAAAGGGCGGGUGAUACCAGGAAAGCUUCGCAAGCCGCCACUUUCUGCCGCAGAGAUUUCGUUGGAGAAUGAAAAGCUUCACAAAGAGUUCAUUGCGCAACAGCAGAGGCCCCAGUAUAAAAAAAUGCGAAGCGAACGUGAGACUCUGCCUGUGUGGAAAUGGCAGCAAGAUAUUGUCAACGCGGUGGAAGAGAAUCCGGUGGUCGUUGUAGAGGGAGAAACCGGCUGCGGUAAAACCACGCAAGUACCGCAAUUUCUGUUGGACGCUUUGAUCUGCCAAAAACGGGGGGCUCAAUGUAAAAUCCUGGUCACCCAACCGCGGCGCAUCAGUGCUAUUGGUGUGGCGGAGCGUGUUGCUGCGGAGCGUGAUGAAAGCUUGGGGAAGACGGUCGGAUACCAAAUUCGGUUAGAGAACCGGAUGAGUGAUGCAACCAGGAUUCUCUUUGCGACAACUGGGAUUUUACUCCGUCGUUUGGAAGGGGCCGGUGCCCGAUCAGUAUCGGGGUUCGGAGCCGAAACGUUGACCGAUGAUCAUGAAGGUGGUAUCGAUGAUUUAACACACAUCAUUGUCGACGAAGUUCAUGAACGAUCGAUUGAAUCUGACUUUCUACUGAUGGUCCUCCGCGAUCUCCUGCUUACCCAGCCACGCUUAAAACUGGUCCUUAUGUCGGCCACUCUCAACGCUGAGCUCUUCCAAGCAUAUUUCGGUCAAGCUCCUCGUAUUCAUGUACCCGGCAGGACAUUCCAUGUUCAAGUUCUGUAUCUUGAGGAUGCGCUCGCGAAAACUGGAUAUCAGCCAGAAGGUAGCGACUACCGCCGCGGGCAUAUGAGAGUACGGCCCACAACUACAGGAAAUGACGAUGAAAAGCCCGAUGAGGAGCUCCAAUUUUCUGCAUUGAAAAAGAGAUAUCCUCAUAUUUCCGACAAGACCCUCGAAGCUUUGAAAUUGGUGAACGUGGAGAGGAUUCAAUACCCCUUAAUCGCCCUCCUUGUAGAGUGGAUGUCUGAAAUGCUAUUACCUGGCUCCUCGAAGCGGCAGCCCCCGGGCGCAAACACAAGCUUUUCAGGGCGGGGUGUAUCAAGAGGUAAAAGAGGACACGGAACCCUCCGAGGCGGGCGACGGUCAGAAAACACGCUCGAUCGCCCCCUGUUCAAUGAGAAUGUACUUGCGCCCAACCGUGGCAUUCUGAUUUUCUUGCCUGGCUAUGCCGAAAUCGCCACUCUCCACGAACUUCUGCGGCAUAAUCCUCAGAUUCGCGCCGCGACAUCGAAUGGUAAAUACCUCAUACCCCUGCAUGGGGACCUACCGUCUGCCCAACAAUUGAAUGUCUUCAAGCGGCCCGAAGAUGGAUAUGUCAAAGUUAUAAUUGCCACAAAUGUCGCCGAAACAAGCAUAACAGUAGACGAUGUGGUCUACGUGAUCGAUUCCGGAAAAAUGAAAGAGACCCGCUUCGAUCCCACGAAAGGAAUGGCCAGUCUUGAAGAAUGUUGGGUAUCUCGGGCAAAUGCUUUGCAACGUCGUGGACGAGCGGGGCGUGUAACAGAAGGCACUUGCGUCCACCUGUUUACUUCACAUAUGUUUGAGAAUACGCUCGCUGCCCAGCAAGUGCCGGAAAUGCGGAGAACCCCUCUCGAGCAGCUAUGCUUGAGAAUUAAAGUGCUGCCAUUCCUUCAAGGAAGAAUUGCGCAGAUCCUCGCCAAAGUCAUUGAGCCUCCGUCUCACGAGGCCGUGCAAAAUGCAGUGCUCACCCUACGAACAUUACAAGCGCUAACGAGAGAAGAAACAUUAACGCCGCUCGGAUUUCACCUCGGACGAUUACCUGUAGAUGUGCGGAUCGGCAAGCUACUUAUACUUGGUAGCAUUUUCCAUUGUGUGGAUCCGGUACUGACUAUUGCGGCAGCCAUGAGCAUGAAGAGUCCAUUUGUUGCGCCUUUUGAAAAGCGAGAAAUGGCUGAUAGGAAAAAAGCGGAGUUCGCGAGCGGGAUGUCAGAUCAACUCACCAUUCUAAAUGCAUAUCGGCAAUGGCAAAAAGUCCGCUCGUUGGGGCAAGAAGCUGAAAGGACAUUCUUAAGGUCUAAUUUCUUGUCGUGGAAAGUUCUUGGGAUGAUUGCGAGUGUCAAACGGCAGCUGGCCGAACUGCUUUCAGAUAUCGGCUUCCUUGAUUCUUCACUGCCAUUGCAAGUUCGAGCUAUGGAACGCGCAGGCGGUAACAUCUCAGAUGGUGUCGUUGAAAGUAUCCGGCCAGAAGCGAACGCACGAGGUGACGAUCUAAGACUUGUAAAGGCGGUUCUGAUUGCCGCGCUCUAUCCCAAUGUAAUUCAAACGGCAAACAGUUCCAAGCCUGCGGGUGAACCUCAAUUGAAAGUUCGCGGCGGAGAAGAAGUGUUUAUACAUCCCUCCUCAGUCAAUUAUCGGAAGAUGUUUCCCACACGGUUUCUCGUGUACCAUGAGAAAGUGAAGACAAGCAAGGUCUACAUUCGCGACUCGAGCGUAGUUACACCAUAUGCUCUCGCAUUCUUCGGCGGCAAUCUGACAUGGGAUAAACGGCAAAAGCGGCUAAAUAUGGGUGACGGUUGGAUUGCAUUCCGUGCGGAUCCUCCUACUGCGGGGGUCAUCGAAGGAUGUCGCGCAGCUAUGGACGAGCUCUUGGCGAGGAAGAUACAGGAUCCAACUCUUGAUAUAUCUGGAGAAGAGCUCAUCGACGCAAUUGUCGACAUCAUCAAUAUGCAGAAUUGA
This is a messenger RNA of Spizellomyces punctatus DAOM BR117, 4632 nucleotides long. RefSeq lists its product as uncharacterized. The transcript has 18 exons. Bases 1 to 4632 code for a protein of 1543 amino acids. Lineage: Eukaryota; Fungi; Chytridiomycota; Chytridiomycetes; Spizellomycetales; Spizellomycetaceae. Gene Ontology annotation, molecular function: ATP binding; RNA binding; protein binding. The record is from RefSeq and is a predicted model, not a curated record. Gene Ontology annotation, cellular component: intracellular anatomical structure.